Messenger RNA from Moneuplotes crassus, 2503 nucleotides. The record is from the annotation of a GenBank genome assembly. Lineage: Eukaryota; Ciliophora; Spirotrichea; Euplotida; Euplotidae.
UAUACAUGGAACAAAGAGCUCAACUGAAAGCUAAUGAAGAAACUCAUCUCAAAAAAGCAAUCAUAGAGAAUAAGACCUUUUUCGAAAAGGGAACUGACCGAGAGACAACUAAUACAUAUAAUCAUGACCACAAGAAAUUUGACUUCAAGAAGGAGUCAAUCCCAAUAGAACUGCUAUGAAAAGUGUAUAAUAAGACUUCGUUUCAUAAAUAAAAUUGAGGAGGAAAACCUUGCCAGAGUGGACACCCUCCUGCGUGACAGGAAGCUGAUCUCAGAAAUAGUUCCUGAGAAGUAUGACAAAUAACAACUUCAUCCUUAAAAUGGAUAUUAAUCUGGAGGAAAAACUUCAUGAACAGGAGAUUUAUAAAAAUAUUUUGGAACGAACCACUAUUGACUACCUCGCCAUGAGAGAGAAAAUAGCCUAUAUACAUUCAUUGGUGAAGGAAUAUGAGACUAAGAACAAUGACCUCCUUGGACACCUGACUAAAUACAAGAAUCAAGAAGAUGAAGCUUUAUACCAAAAGGCUGAACUUGAAAAAGCAAUUAUUUCUAAAGCAGCCAAGCGUAAGCAGCACAUAAAAUUUCUGGAGUCCCAGGUAGCCUUGAUCAAGUCUAAAAAGAACAAACAGGAUGUGUCAAAGCAAGCCGAGCAGGUCAAAUUUAUCAAGAGGAACAAAGACCUGGUCGAAAUCAACAACAAAAUAGAUAACUUAACAGUGAAAUAUCAGUUAUUAUGAAAGAUCCAGGAAAAUGAGCAAGAAACUCAAGAGAUCCUUCUGCAACAGCAAAAAGAGAUCGAAUAUGUUUUCGGUACCAAAGAGCAACGAGACAUUGGCUCACAGAAGAGCCAACACAAAAUGCAUGGCUACCAACUCCACAGGUUCUUCAACCAAGACAUUGACAAGAAGAGGAAGCUUAAGCAGAAAUAUCUUACAGAUUUGGAAAAUGCCAGAAAAGUCCAUAUUCAAGAUGUCAAGGAAGCCAGAGCUGUUAAUAAAAACAAAAGCUUCGAGGUGAUAGACUUCACUCAGCCAAAUAUCAGGAAUGUUUUGAUAACCACUCAGAAAUAAUAACCAGAGGCUGAGGAUUCACACAAAAAGAAAAGAGAGCCUUAUUAAUGAAUCUGUUAACGGUUUUGAAAAUAUCUUCAACAUUACCCAGAACGUGAAGGAAUUUAAAAGACAGUCUCUGAAUCUCCCUUCUUACGAUUUUGAGGACUCAGGCUCAAUCUGAAAGAUAUUCCAAGUAGUUUUACACAGGCUGAUAUAUUCAAUAGAGACUACAGAGGCAAGACUAAUGUGCUCUAUUGGAAACUCUCUAGGGAUUAAUAAACGAGUAAAAGGAAGGAUCACAAAAAGUUCGAAGAAAGCAAGCAUCUUUCUUGGGGAAAAUCGCAAUAAUAUCACUUUCCUCAAGAUUUUACUGAAUUAUCACAGAGAAAAGGCUCCAAAGAGUAAGAGAAAGCUCAGAAAAGUUAUCUUGAACACUGCAAAAACUUCACUAGACCUUGAUCAAAUUGAUAUUAAUAGCAAAGAGUCUAGCUCAAGUCUAGUGAGGAUACCUUCAGCAGAGAGGGUCACUAUGAGACUGACCCUUUCACCUCCAGAAGUGUUUAAAGACACAGUAGACUCCAACACUAUUGAGGUAGGAGUUAUAGAACCUGUGGCUCUCCCUGAGGAAGACCCUCACCCUGUUAAAGUAGGACAUAACUUCUUACUUGAGACCUCCUUCGAAGAGCCUGAAGUAAAAUAAGGAAGAAGAAGAUCUCAUUGGUUACAAUCAAAAAGCUCAAAGUGGGAUAAUUUCUCAAUUCAAGUGAGCUACUCAGGAAUAUAAAGAAAAGUACAAGCCAACUUUCAAAGAGAGGAUGCUUGAAAGUAAUCAGGCCAUAUCAACAAGUAAGCCCCCAGAAGGAACCAAAUUCAUAAAUGAAAUGCGUUCCAAAGCGAAGGAAGCUAAACUCAAAAGAGUCAAGUCGAUGAAUGCCUACAGAGCUAGGAAAAGUGGAAUCCAUAAAAUCUCGAACACUAUUACAAAAUUGUCAAUUCUAAAGCUGAUGGGUAAGACUUUAAAAGAGAAGCCCUAAGACUGAGGGGAAAGAACGUCGCAGAAGUGUCAAUAUGGACUAUAUUUCUAAUAAUCUCUACGAUAAUCAUGACAUUAACCAGUUCCAUAAGAAUGGCAUCAGAGAUCAGAAAUUUAUUGACAUGAUCAAUGACUGAAAGAAAGAUAUCUUGACCUUCAAACAGAUAAGGUUCCUCCCAGACAAACUGAUACACCAGAAGGAUAAGGUUCAGACCCGGCAACCUUUUGGAGGCACACCUUCAUUUGGAUCAUUUUCUUCCAGGAAGAACUUGACUAAUUUAGGGCCGAACACAUCUCAAACUGUAGAUACACUUAUUAAAAAGUACUGAACGACCAGUAGAGCUGGGAGUAGGAGAAAACUGAAAAUAGGGAAGUCUGAUGCCAAAACAGUGGCCUCAAAGAACUAUUUGUAGUUUCCU